Molecule: messenger RNA, 11942 nt
Organism: Erinaceus europaeus (western European hedgehog)
Lineage: Eukaryota; Metazoa; Chordata; Mammalia; Eulipotyphla; Erinaceidae
Gene: NIN
Product: ninein
Exons: 32
Coding region: 283-6657 (2124 amino acids)
Biological process (GO): microtubule anchoring at centrosome; centrosome-templated microtubule nucleation; centrosome localization
Cellular component (GO): pericentriolar material; centriole; ciliary transition fiber
Molecular function (GO): calcium ion binding
Source: RefSeq, a predicted model, not a curated record
AGAGCUCCGGGUGGCCGCGGCGGAGCCUGGAGACGAUCGCUGGGCGCGGCAUCCUGCCAGCUCUGCGUGCGCCCGCGGUUAUGGUCCCCGCGGCGGCGCCGGGCGCCUGAGUCCCGGGACGCGGACGCCGGUCGGGAGCCGUGGCGCGGGCUGCGAAGUAUUGUCCGGCUUCUGGAGCCCUAACAAAGCUGCGCCCUUGCUUUGCAGAGCGCCGGAGGCUGGCGGCUGGCUGUGCGGACACAACCGAGAGGUCGACCGAAGGUGAGCACCGUGGGCUAUGGGAUGGAUGAGGUGGAGCAGGACCAGCAUGAGGCCCGACUCAAGGAGCUGUUUGACAGUUUUGACACAACGGGUAUGGGAUCUCUGGGCCUGGAAGAACUCACCGACCUUUGUCACAUGUUAAGCUUGGAGGAGGUGGGCCCAGUGUUGCAAGAGACGCUGCUUCAGGACAAUCUAUUGGGCAGGGUGCACUUUGACCAGUUUAAAGAAGCAUUGAUAGUGAUCUUGUCUAGAACUCUGUCAAAUGACGAACAAUUUCAAGAACCAGACUGCUCUCUGGAAGCUCAACCCAAAUAUGUUAGAGAUGGGAAGCGCUAUGGACGAAGGUCCUUACCUGAGUUUCAGGAGUCUGUGGAAGAGUUUGCUGAGGUAACAGUGAUUGAGCCACUAGAUGAAGAAGCACAGCCUUCACAUAUCCAAGCCAGUGACCAUGACGAGCACUGGAAGACUCAACCCAGUGAGGAAUAUGAAGCAGAAGGCCAGUUAAGAUUCUGGAACCCAGAUGAUCUUAAUGCUUCACAAUGUGGAUCUUCUCCUCCUCAUGACUGGAUAGAAGACAAACUACAGGAAGUUUGUGAAGAUUUGGGAAUCACCCGUGAUGGUCACCUGAAUCGAAAGAAACUGAUCUCUAUCUGUGAACAGUAUGGCUUGCAAAAUGUCAAUGGAGAGAUGCUUGAAGAAGUCUUUCAUAAUCUUAACCCUACUGGAACAAUGAGUGUAGAAGAUUUUUUCUACAACUUAUUUAAAAAUGGAAAAUCCCUUACACCAUCAGCAUCUACUCCAUAUAGACAACUGAAAAGGCACCUCUCCAUGCAGUCCUUUGAUGAGAGUGGGAGACGUACCACAACUCCAUCAGCCAUGACAAGUACUAUUGGUUUUCGUGUCUUCUCCUGCCUUGAUGAUGGGAUGGGUUAUGCAUCAGUGGAGAAACUACUGGACACCUGGCAGGAAGAGGGCAUUGAGAAUAGUCAGGAGAUCCUGAAGACCUUGGAUUUCAGCCUUGAUGGAAAUGUCAACUUGACAGAAUUAACCCUGGCUUUAGAAAAUGAGCUUUUGGUCACCAAGAACAGCAUUCACCAAGCAGCUCUGGCCAGCUUUAAGGCCGAGAUACGACAUUUGCUAGAGCGAGUUGAUCAGGUGGUCAGAGAAAAAGAGAAGCUACGGUCAGAUCUGGACAAGGCUGAGAAACUCAAGUCCCAGAUGGCCUCAGAAGUGGAUGAUCACCAUGCAGCCUUAGAGCGGCGGAAUGAGUACAACCUCAGGAAACUGGAUGAAGAAUACAAGGAGCGCACAGUUGCCUUAAAGUGUGAACUCCAAAAGGAGAGAGAACAACUUUUGCAGCAAGUGGGAAAGCAGCGUUCAGAAUUUGAGCAGGAAAUUGAAAAGGCAAAAACAGAAGAGAACUAUAUCCGGGACCGGCUUGCCCUCUCUUUAAAGGAAAACAGCCGUCUAGAAAAUGAACUUAUGGAAAAUGCAGAGAAGUUGGCAGAGUAUGAGAACCUAACUAACAAACUGCAGCGAAAUUUGGAGAAUGUGUUAACAGAAAAGUUUGGUGACCUUGAUCCCAGCAGUGCUGAAUUCUUUUUGCAAGAAGAGAGACUGACACAGAUGAGAAAUGAAUAUGAACAGCAGUGUAGGGUAUUACAAGACCAAGUGGAUGAACUCCAGUCUGAGCUGGAAGAAUUUCGUAUGCAAGGCAAAGUACUAAGACUUCCCUUGCAGAACUCACUGUCAGAAGAACUUGAUAUUAACAGUGGUUGCAUUGAACGUGACCAGGGGUUUGGCUCUGAAGAGUGCAAUCCAUUGAAUCUGAGCAUCGAGGCUGAGCUGGUCAUUGAACAGAUGAAAGAGCAACACCACAGGGAGUUGUAUUGUCUACGAAUAGAGCUUGAGGAUAAAGUGCACCAUUAUGAAAAGCAGUUAGAUGAAACCAAAGUUGCCUGUGAAAAGGAGCAGGAGAACAUGAAACAGAAGUAUGAAAAUGAAGCAUUUACCUUGGAAAAACAGAUAAGUGAUCUUCAAAAUGAUAUUGUAGAACUUCAGAGGCAGACAGUAGUACUCAAGGAGGCACAGCAUGCAACUACCUGCAGACACGAAGAGGAGAAAAAAGAACUACAACUGAAGUGUGAUGAGGAGAAGACUUGCCUGAAGGAGACACUGAGACUGGAGUAUGAGCUGGAGCUCAAGGCUAGACUGGAGCAGGCAGAGGAAAGCUUUAAUCAAGAGAGGGAGGGACUUAAUCAAAAUGGCACCUGGACUGAAGAGAAGGUAAAAGUCAUGACUCAGGAGCUAGAGCAGUUUCACCAGGAGCAGCUGAAAAGCCUGGUAGAGAAAUACACUCUUGAAAAAGAGGAGUUGCAAAAAGAACUCUUGGAAAAACACCAAAGAGAACUUCUGGAGGAAAGGGAAAAAAUGGAGUCUGAAUGUAAUAGAAGAACCUCUCAGAUAGAAGCCCAGUUUCAGGCUGAUUGUCAGAAAGUCAAUGAGAAAUGUAAGGAUGUUCUGUACAGACUGGAAGGGCACUUCCACCGAGAGCUAAAGGACCUUCAGGAACAGCACCAUGAGGAGAGAUCCCAUUGGGAGUUUGAGAAAGACGAGCUCACCCAAGAAUGUGCAGAAAUCCGUGAACUGCUCAGAGAGACUCUCCAGAAGGAGAAAGCAACUUCCCUGGUACUAACCCAGGAAAGAGAGAUACUGGAAAAAAACUACAAAGCACAUGUGGAUAGCAUGGUUGUUGAGAGAGAACAGCUUCUCAAAGACCUGGAGGAUCUAAAAAAUGUAUCUCAAAGUCAGCAAAACCUACUGUGUGACCAGAUCCUCGAGCUCAAGAGUAGUCACAAACAAGAGCCGAAGGACCAUGAGCAGCUCCUGUGCCAGGCAAGCACUUCUAAGCAACUUGAGAGGCUAGAAAUGGAGCACGACCAAGAGAAGCAGAGGAUGGUGGCUAAGCUUCUGGCCAUGGAGAAUAGUCACAAAGUAACUUGUGAGAAAGCAGAUCGAGAGAGGGCUGAGAUGAGCACAGAAAUCUCUAGGCUUCAGAACAAGAUUAAAGAAAUGCAACAAGUGACCUCUUUCUCCCAUCUUCACAGUGGCUGCCAGGCAGUGGGAGGGGAGGAGACAGAAGGAAGUGGGGCCAUGUCCCUGCUCCAGCAAGGAGAGCAGCUGUUAGAAGAGAAUGGAGGUGUUCUCUUAAGCCUACAAAGAGCUCACGAACGAGCUGUGAAAGAAAAUGUGAAAAUGGCCACUGAGAUUUUGAGAUUGCAACAGAGGCUGUGGAAAUUAGAGCCAGGGUCAGUAAUGUCUUCGGGUUUAGAUGAAUCAACUAUUGGGUUCUUUGGAAAUGCUGUGAAGCAAACAGAGCCAUUUUUGGAGCAAAACCGAAUGAAGCAAGUGGAAGGUGCGACCAGGUUGCAAAGCCUAAGUGACCCACAGAAUGAUGAGGUCCAGGAUCUAGGAAGCACAGCAGCAAGCUCUGCCCAGAAACAGAGGGUCAAGAUAGGAGAGUCUGACACAUCAGUAGAAAGUUUUUCUGAGCUUGAAAACAGUGAAGAUACCAGAACUGAGACCUGGGAUCUGAAGAAUCAGAUUUCUCAGCUUCAGGAACAAUUAAUCAUCUUACGGGCAGACUGUGACCGAGCUUCUGAAAAAAAACAGGACCUACUUUUCGAUAUUUCUGUGCUAAAAAAGAAAUUAAAGAUGCUUGAGAGAAUCCCUGAGUCUUCUCUCAAGUAUAAAUUGUUAUAUGAAGAUGCCAGUCGAGAGAAUGACUGCCUCCAGGAAGGGCUGAGAGUGAUGGAGACACGCUAUGACGAAGCACUAGAAAAUAACAAAGAACUCACUUCUGAAGUCUUCCAACUGCAGAAUGAGCUGAAGAAAGUUGAAGAAGUGACUGAGACAUUCCUUAGCCUGGAAAAGAGUUACGAUGAGGUCAAAAGAGAAAAUGAGGAACUGCAUGUUUGGGUUUUGAGACUUCAAAACAAGAUCGAGAAGCUGCAGGAAAGAGCAGUGCCCCAGUGUGACUGCUUCUCCCAGUGGGAAGCCAAUUUAGAUAACUUAGAAGUCAACCCUGGUGGAAAGGUACUUGAUUCCUGUCAGACACCAGCAGAGUGUUUCCCCAAGGUUAUGAAUGUACACCAAAUUAUAGAACAUUAUCAAGAAAACCAGUUCAUUGAUCAGGAAAAUACACCACUCCUGGAAAAAGUAAAAGCACACGAAAUUGCCUGGUUCCACAGAACAAUCCAGACACAUCAAGAAAAGCCUGCAAUACAGCACCAAGUUAUACUAGAGGAAAACACUGCUCUCCUAAGCCUUCAAGACAAACAUUUGCAGCGGCAGGUCACAAUAGCAGAGUUAGAACUGGAGAAGCAAAAGCUGCAGGAGCUAACUAGAAAGUUGAGAGAGAGAGUCACUAUUUUAGUUAAGCACAAAGAUGUACCAUCUCAAGGAGAAAAGGAGGAAGAGUUGAAGGCAAUGAUGCAUGACUUGCAAGUCACGUGCAGUGAGAUGCAGCAAAAAGUUGAGCUUCUGAGAUAUGAAUCUGAGAAGCUUCAAGAGGAAAACUCUAUUUUAAGAAAUGAAAUUACCACUUUAAGUGAAGAAGAUAGCAUUUCUAACCUGAAAAUAGGGGAAUUAAAUGAAUCUCAGGAAGAAAUGUGGCAAAAAAGAGAAACUAUAAAACAGGGAAAAGCUGCAGUUCAAAAGAUGGUUGAAAAUUUAAAGAAACAGAUUUCACAAUUAAAAACCAAGAACCAACAGUUGGAUUUGGCAAAUGCAGAGCUUAGCCAAAAGAACUCUCAAAAUCAAAAAGAGCUACAAGAACUUAAUCAACGUCUGGCAGAGAUCUUAUGCCAGAAGGAAGAAGAGCCUGAACACAGUACAUUCGAGGAAUGGGAGCAAGAAAAAUCUAAUCUGAAAGAAGAACUGGAACACUGUCAAGUUCAGUCUUCCUCUUUAGUAUCUUCUUUGGAAGCAGAACUUUCUGAAGUUAAAAUACAGACCCAUAUUGUGGAACAGGAAAACCUCCUUCUCAAAGAUGAACUGGAGAAAAUGAAACAACUGCACAGAUGUCCUGAUCUCUCUGACUUCCAGCAAAAAAUUUCUAGUGUUCUAAGCUACAAUGAAAAAUUACUGAAAGAAAAGGAAUCCUUGAAUGAAGAAUUAAACAGAUAUAUGGAUAAGUUGGCAAAAUCAAGAAUUUUAGAGCACCAGAUUGCUGUGAUGAAGCAGGACCAUAAGUCUUGGGAACAUCAGAGUGAAAGCCUAAAGUCACAGCUGGUAGCUUCACAGGAAAAGGUUCAGAGUCUCGAAGACACUUUGCAGAAUGUAAAUCUACAAAUGUCCCAGAUUAAAUCUGACCUACGAAUGACUCAACAGGAAAAUGAAACUCUGAAACAAGAAGUGAUGUCUUUACAUAAGAAACUUCAGAAUGCUGGUGACAAGAACUGGGCCCUGGAAAUAUCAGGAAUCCAUAACCCACAGCAAAGGACAUCUUGGGACAAGUUAGACAGUCUAAUGAAUGGAGAACCACAGCUGCUUUGGCAAGAGAAUGAGAGACUCCAGGCUGUGGUGCAAAAUACCAAAGUGGAACUCACACACCCCCGGGAUAAGGUCCGUCAGUUAGAAUCAAACCUUCUCCCCUCUAAACACCAGAGGCAUCUAAGCCCAUCAAGUUCUGUGAAACCCACUGAACAAGAGAAACUGAACUUGAAGAGAGAGUGUGAACAAUUUCAGAAGGAACAGUCUGCUAAUAAGAAGGUUGAUCAGAUAAAUUCUAUUGAACAAGAAUUAGAAACAGUUCAUUUGGAAAAUGAAGGACUGAAAAAGAAACACGUAAAACUGGAUGAGCAGCUAAUAGAGAUGCAGCACCUGAGGUCCACUGUGAUGCUUAGCCCAUCCCCUCAUGCUUGGGAUUGGCAGCUGCUCCAGCAGCAAGCCUGUCCAAUGGUGACCAGGGAGAAGUUUCUGCAGCUUCAACACCAGCUGCUGCAGGCAGAAAGGAUAAACCAACGCCUGCAGGAAGAACUUGACAACAGAACCUCUGAAACCAACACACCACAGGAAAACCAAGAACAACUGGUGAUGGUCAUGGAAGAACGAAUGAUAGAAGUUGAACAGAAAUUGAAACUGGUGAAAAGGCUUCUUCAGGAGAAAGUGAAUCAGCUCAAAGAACAACUCUGCAAGAAUACCCAAGCAAAUGCAGUGAUGAAGGAUUUGUAUGUUGAAAAUGCCCAGUUGAAAGCUCUGGAAAUGACUGAACAGCAGCAAGAAACAGCAGAGAAGAAAAAUUAUCUCCUUGAAGAGAAAAUUGCCAGCCUCAGUAAUAUAGUCAAGAAUCUGACACCAGGACCACUGAUUUCUACACCUCCCCUGAGGUCAUAGCCAAACCAAAGGAUACACUUAGAUGUAUGCACUUUACUGAAGUGGAUGGACUAUUUCAGUAGAUUAAUUUAACUUUAAAAAAAAAAAUUAAUGGCUUUAAGUAAAGCCUAACCUAGAAUUUUCAGCAGCACAAGUGGAGUCUUCAUUCAUUGUAAAUAAUUUUUCUAAACUAGACUCUCAGUGCAAUUGUGGGGUGGGGUGGGGGAGGAAUACACAUAUUUGAAUUCUUCCCAAGUUUUUGAAUUUAAAAAAUUCCAAGUGGUCCGGGAGGUAGACCCAUGGAGUAAUCCAAGAACCUUAGAACCCUGGUUUUGAAUAACUUCUGUAAAAUGACUUAUAUACAAAUAACAACUGUAAAUUCCAUGUUUUAAAUUUCAGAUCUGGUUAACUAGUUGACCUCUGAUUUGAAAUCACAGUGGUUAUGCAAAAAGACUUUAAUGUCUAAAGGCUUCAAGAUCCCAAGUAUAAAACCCAGCACUACCAUAAACCAGAGCUGAGUAGUGCUCUGGUAGAAAAGCAAAUUCUGAGGGAGUUGGGCAGUAGCGCAGCGGGUUAAGCGCAGGUAGCUCAAGGACCGGCGUAAAGAUCCUGGUUCGAGCCCGGCUCCCCACCUGCAGGGGAGUCGUUUCACAAGUGGUGAAGCAGGUCUGCAGGUGUCUGUCUUUCUCUCCCCCUCUCUGUUUUCCCCUCCUCUCUCCAUUUCUCUCUGUCCUAUCUAACAACGACAUCAAUAACAAAGCUUACUAAAUAAAAUAAUUUUUAAAAAAUUCUGUAGGUUACUUUAUAAAAUUAAAUAUUGAAAAAUCACUCAGUCUCUAACAAUUUGGUUUCUUUGAAUUAUUUUAUAUGCUUUCUGUUUGAUAGAAUCCUGCCCUCAAUCAUUGAGGUUAGAAAAGCUGGAGUCAGGAGUUGGGCAGUAGCGCAGCGUGUUAAGCAAAGGUGGCGCAAAGCUCGGUGGAAGGAUCCUCGUUCGAGUCCGGCUCCCCACCUGCAAGGGAGUUGCUUCACAAGCGUUGAAGCAGGUCUGCAGGUGUCUUAUCUUUCUCUCCCCCUCUGUCUUUCCCUCCGCUCUCCAUUUCUCUCUGUCCUAUCCAAUAAUGACAACAAUAAAACAACAAGGGCAACAAAAAGGGAUAAAUAAAUAUUUAAAAAGAAAAGCUGGAGUCUGUAAAACAUUACUUUCUAGCACCUAACCUAGUAUUACCACUCUUGAUGCAUUCUAUAGAACUGAUUUCUCAAUUGCACUGUUACUAAGGUUAAAGCUUUACUUUCUAUAAACAGCCUUUUAUUUUCCCCUAUUUUAGAAGUUUCACUGAAAGCUUUUCUAUAUGGACAUGGAUAAAGCCACAUUCUUAAAGCAUUUUGAACUUUAGGGAAAGCACUGAACAAUUAACUUUGAAUUAAACAGCUACUCCUAAAUAAGCAAACCAUGUGAAUUUUACAUUUGGAGUUACCUCAAGAACUCAGGGACCAAUACCCUAAACUGUUUCCUUGUACUACUGUAAGACCACUUUAAGAAUUUAAAGUGUAUAACUUGUGACUUUAUUUGUCCUAUAUUUACACCUAUCAUGGGAUUUUUAGUGAGUUUUAUUUUCUGAAACAAGGCCUUCACCUAAGAGUUAAAAACCUCUUCUAACCCAUGGAAUAAGUUAUUAUUGUUCAUGUUUAUUAUCUGCUUGCUAAAUAUAGGUCAAUUUUUCCAUCCUUCUUAAUCCUCAAGAUCUUAACAGUAGCACACCCAGUAGACCACACAUGUUCAAGGACUUGUGUUCAAGUUCCUGGUCCUCACUUGCAGGAAGGAAGCUUUAUGAGUAGUGAAGUAGUGCUGCAGGUCUCCCUUCCUUUUCCAUCUCAGUGUCUGCCAGUAAAGGGGGAAAAAAGACUUACAGAGAUAAAUGCUCGUGUGCCAUGUGAGGUAAAGGAGAGCAAAACAAUUUUGCAUUAAGUUUGAAGACCAGAACUUUAUAGAGCACUAAGCAUGUAAUAUUGGAUCAACUUGAUUGUUCCCAAGCAAAACUCUGUCUAGCUUACGUCUUUCAGCAAUUGCUGAAGAACAUACUAGAUACAGGACCCUAACAAGCUUAUCACAGCCAUCAUUUUGUUUUGAUGGCAAAGUAGUCAUAAAAAUUUACUUUGAUGUCCAAGAAAGCUAGGCCUAUUGAUUUAUAAGAGAGAUAACUAAAUUCUAGUGCUGCUUUAUGAGAGGGAGCAACAUAUGCAGUAGAUAGCCUUAAAAAAUAACAAUGCCUAAGAAAUCAUAUCAAUCUCAACUAAAUUAGCAAGGAAGUUUAGGUUUUCUCAAGACCUAAUUGUCUACAAUUUGUCCCACCUGCCAAUGCAGGAAGGAGUCCUGUUCAAAGAGCUCUUCAAAGACAUGUUCAUUUGUGGAACUGGGUAUUCAUACUCAUGAAGUGAACCAUUUCAAUUUGAAUACUCCUCUUAACAGAAGAUCCUAUUUCUCCCCUAGGGGGGAAAAAUUUUUAAUUUUAAGCAUGCCCUAUUAUUAUUCUUCCUUAAUAUUCUCCAGUAUAAACAUUCCUAGAAAGUUUAACUAUUGUGUCACAUUGACUUUCACAAUCUUCACUAAAAACCACAUAUAGGCCUAAGCUAAGGUUAAAAAUAAACUAAGCAUCUCUGGUAUACUUGAGUGAUGUGCUUCAGGUUACUCAGUGUUAUUGCAAUUAAAACUGAACACCAAGCAUAUUUCUCAAGUAGCUGGCUUAGCUUGUGAUCACAAAAUAUAAUAAUUAUUUUUUAAUACUAUGAAAAGUACAGGUGAAUUUGCUUUCCUUACAAGUCUAUAAAUGCAUAUAAAAUGCUGUGUAAUUAAUGUAAAUAGGCCUUUCUGGAAAGUUGUAGACUAUGUUAGAAUCUCUAUCCAAAAAGCAAAACGCUGCUUAAAUUAAAGCUAUAUUAACGAACAUCCAGGUGCUUUUUCUCCCUUUACAUACUUAAAAGCUGGGGGAAAGAAAAAUGUAUGAAAUAUGUAGAUACCUUACAUUUGUACAUUUGUGCAGCAAUUUAUUUUUGUACAGUAAUUUAGAGUGAUUUUAAAAGGUCUUUUUACGAUAAUUAGAUUUGGACUUAAAAUAUUUUGCUUUCAGUCUUUAUAUAAUAGCACUCCUUAAAAAUCAUAAGUUAUGGGGCCAAGUGGCAGCGUACCUGGUUGAGUGUACAUGUUACAAUGCACAAGAACCCAGGUUCAAGCACCUGUUCCCCACCUGCAGGAGGAAACCUUUGAAAGUGGUGAAGCAAUGGUGCAGGUGUCUUUCUGUCUCCCUAUCUCCCCCUUUGCUCUCAAUUUCUGUCUCUAUCCAAUAAAUGAAUAAAAUUUUUAAAAAUCGUAAGUUAUAGACAUUUACUUAUCAGAGCACUCAAGUAGUAAAAGCACUCACUACUUGAGAUCUGAGGAGGUAGCACCAUCAGUAGUGCGAGACUUUCACGUCUGAGUCACCAGAGGUCCUAGGUUUGAUCCUGAGCACCACCAUAAAACAGCUGAAUAGUACCCUAGUUUUUAAAAAAGAAAAACCCUGAAUUUUCCUUUGAUUUAUUAAGAACAGUUGCUGAAAUUAGUCCUAGAAAAUGGAAUCUCUGUUCCAAAACAAGAAAACCAUGUUUGGGGCCAGCAAAAUAGUUUACUUGGAUAGUGUGCUACAUUGCCAUGUGCAUGACCUGGGUGAAAGCCCAGCCCACUGAAAGCCCAGCCCACUGAAGGAAGCUUAAGUAUGUGAUCUCGUAUACACUCUUUCUCUGCCCCUACAUCUGUCUCUAUCUCUGUGAAAACAAAAACAAAAAAGGAAAAGAAAAAAAAGAAAAUCAACUUUGCCUUUUGUGAUGACAAUACAGUAAGAAAAGGGAAAUGUGGGGACUUAAAUCUACAUUGUUUUGUUUGCCUUUUAGAAGCCUGAAUGUUUCAAAUUUGUGAAGAGAAAUAGAAAGAGAAGAAUAAAAACAACCACAGUAUUUUUUAUGAAACCCUUAAUAAACCCAUAUUAAAGUCUAUUUUAAAUAUCAUUCUUUCCAGAAGCUUCAAAUGCAUGGCUUAUAUAUUUAAUCUUGAAUGCAUUUCAUAGAAAUAGAUUAAAAAUCACAGGCUUGUGGGGUAGAGGAGGAACUCUUACAAAUCUAGAAUUUUCAGGAAUGUACCUAUACCCAGGGCAGGUGUUAUUAUUAAGAACAUUUUUUUAAAGAAUGACUAGGUUUAUCAUUAAAAAAAACUUUAGCAUAUGGAAUGAUUUAUUUUUUUCCUUAAGUAUAACACAAGAGAAAUACAUUGUUAUUAUCAACAUCUUAAAAGAAAUCUCAAUCAGGGAGUUGGGCGGUAGCACAGCAGGUUAAACACAUGUGGUGCAAAGCGCAAGGACCAGCAUAAGGAUCCCGGUUCAAGCCCCCAGCUCCCCACCUACAAGGGAGUCGCUUCACAAGCGGUGAAGCAGAUCUGCAGGUGUCUCUCUUUCUCUCCCCCUAUUUGUCUUCCCCUCCUUUCUCCAUUUCUCUCUGUCCUAUCAAUGACGACAUCAGUAACAACAACAAUAAUUACAACAACAAUAAAAAAAUAAUAAGGGCAACAAAAGGGAAAAUAAACAUAAAAAGUAGUCUCAAAGCAAGGCUAAGUGAUCUGUAAUAAUAUUAAGUCUUUUUUUUAAUUUUUUAACAUUUUUUAUUCCCUUUUGUUUCCCUUUUUAUUGUUGUAGUUAUUGUUGUUAUUUGAUAUCGUUGUUGUUAGAUAGGACAGAGAGAAAUGGAGAGAGGAGGGGAAGACAGAGGGGGUGAGAAAGAUAGAAAGUAAGUCUUGUUUUGAGUAGAUUAUUUAUAAUGACUCAUUGGAAUCAUAUAUAAGUAAUGCCAAAAACCAGCUCAAAACCUAAUAACCAGAGCAUUCCACACUUACGGCUUAUUCAUCAUAUCAUGUCUGAACCUAUUUGAGCAUCUCAACUGUACAAAAGAUGAAAUAUAUACUACUAAGGACACAAAAAGUUUGGAGUUUAUACAUAUGAGUAGUUGGUUAGUAAUAAAUCCAAGUUGGCUUUUGUUUCUCCAUUUUGUAAAUAACAUGAGCUAAAUGUAUUUUUAUGGGAAGACACUGACUUAAGGGAGCAUUGGUUUUGUGAAGGAAAAUCUGUGCUUAUGUAGCCUAUGUGCUUAUGCUUAUCUCUAGAAUUCUGUUCUGAUAAAAAUUAAUAUGUAUGUGUUGAUAUCAAUUCUGUACAUUUCAUCUUAGCUACUAUGCCCCAGAAAAACUUUAACAUGAGUUUAAAAUGUAAAUAAAUAACUUUUCAAAAGUC